CUCCCUAAGCGCUGUACCACGUGACCAGUUUUCUAAACGGGGAGCAAACAUGGCGGCCACGCGUGUGGCGCUCCGAGACAAACUACAGUGUAACUGCUAACGCUAGUUUAACGUCAAGCGCAUUCUUUAAACAUCUUAUAGUCGAGGUCUGGCUACCGGACGCUCCUCAUAAAGCUGCAGCAUGGACGAGGGAAAUAAAAUACAGUUUCCGUCCCUUCCUGUAUGCAAGGAGGACCAACUGGACUGGUCAUAUCCCAUGCGAAGAGAGAUGCAGGAAAUUCUCCCCGGACUCUUCUUAGGGCCCUAUUCUGCUGCGAUGAAGAGCAAGCUGUCUAUGCUGGAGAAGCAGGGCAUAACUCACAUAGUGUGUGUUCGACAAGACAUCGAGGCCAACUUCAUCAAACCUAACUUUCCCCUCCGAUUUAGAUACCUUGUUUUAGAUAUUGCGGAUAACCCCGUGGAGAACAUCAUUAAAUAUUUCCAAACGACUAAAGAGUUUAUCGAUGGCUGUUUAGAGACUGGAGGAAAGAUUCUUGUUCAUGGAAAUGCAGGGAUUUCCAGAAGUGCUGCCUUAGUUAUCGCGUACCUUAUGGAAACGUUUGGCGUGAAGUACAGAGAUGCUUUCAGUCACGUCCAGGAGCGGAGAUUCUGCAUCAACCCUAACGUAGGCUUUGUGCAUCAGUUACAGGAAUAUGAAGCGAUCUAUCUCGCCAGACUAACCAUCAAGAUGAUGUCACCCAUCCAGCUGGGUCGAUCUUUCUCCAUUCAAGCAGGAACGACAGGGAGUCGGAAACGAACACUAGAAGACGAUGAUGAAUUUGGGAGUAUGCAGGUUCAGGCAGCGCAGAACGGAUAGACCGUACUUUAAAGCUUAGGAAUUUUUUUUUGUUUUGUUUUACAUUUUUAUGGGAUUUAAAACUGUAAAUAUUGUGGAUUUUUUUUCUUUUCUUUUUUUUUUUUUUUUUUGAAAACGGAGGGAGGGAGGGGCUGCUCCUAGAAACGAGGAAAAUGUAAUAUCUGUUGGGGGAUUUUUUUUUUUUUUGAGCCGUAUGCACUGAUGUUUUUUGCAGUUUUAUAAUAUUUAACACAUUUUUGCAUUUGCAGUGGGACAGUAUUGCAAUAAUGCUCUUUUUGAUACUUGAAACUACUCUUAUUUUCGCUAGAUGAUUGCAUUUGCUCAAGAGAACGUGAAAGUUAGGCUGAGAACGGUGCAUCAGUGGGGAAAGACUUUGGGAUGGAAAAAAAAUCGAUGCUUUUUUUUUGCGAGAGAAUUAACAACCUGCUCAAUAAAGAAAAAAAGAUGGCGGAAUCA
Messenger RNA from Tachysurus vachellii, 1312 nucleotides. RefSeq names its product serine/threonine/tyrosine interacting protein (gene styx). The coding region runs from base 182 to 856 and encodes 224 amino acids. NCBI's taxonomy places the organism in Eukaryota, Metazoa, Chordata, Actinopteri, Siluriformes, Bagridae. Gene Ontology annotation, molecular function: F-box domain binding; protein tyrosine/serine/threonine phosphatase activity. Gene Ontology annotation, cellular component: cytoplasm; nucleoplasm. The record is from RefSeq and is a predicted model, not a curated record. Gene Ontology annotation, biological process: regulation of ERK1 and ERK2 cascade; negative regulation of SCF-dependent proteasomal ubiquitin-dependent catabolic process; protein dephosphorylation. The transcript has 11 exons.